Ostrea edulis (European flat oyster) is the source of this 2658-nucleotide messenger RNA. RefSeq names its product coadhesin-like. NCBI's taxonomy places the organism in Eukaryota, Metazoa, Mollusca, Bivalvia, Ostreida, Ostreidae. The record is from RefSeq and is a predicted model, not a curated record. The transcript is spliced from 7 exons. Bases 1561 to 2622 code for a protein of 353 amino acids.
AGCUGUACACAGUUUUCAGCAACUCUGCAAUAUCUGGUGUUUUGAACCACAUGAAAUAUCUUGAUCGCGAGCUCAAAGCACCGCGAGCUGUAAUCAUAGCGAACUAUUUUCGACUUCACUCUGGUGUUUGUGAACUGCAUGAUUGAGCUAAAAUUUUGUAUGGGACUAAGGACAUAGGUCUCAUUUAUUUGUUUGUUUGCUUGUUUGUUCAUUUACUUAUUUAGAGAGAGAGAGAGAGAGAGAGAGAGAGAGAGAGAGAGAGAUUUUCACGAAUGUCCAAACGGUGGGAGAGUGUCCAAAUGGCCGCUAUAACAGGCGUAAUCUCAUACAAUCUGAAGUUACUAACAAAUCUGCGGUGCAUAGGACAUAAGAACCCCAUAAUUAGCAGAAUCACCCUACAAUAAAAGGCAAAAUGGUGUAUUGUCGGACAUCUCUCUCUCUCUCUCUCUCUCUCUCUCUCUCUGGAAGACUGGACGACUAAAAAAUAUAGACAACUAUGAGACCACCACCACUAACGACAAACACAAUUCUUUCAAUGCAAGGUGAAGAUAACGAACAGUGAUCAAUCUCAUAACUCCUACAAGCAAUACAAAAUAGAUAGUUGGGCAAACACGGACCCCUGGACACACCAGAGGUGGGAUCAGGUGCCUAGGAGGAGUAAGCAUCCCCUGUUGACCGGUCACACCCGCCGUGAGCCCCAUAUCCUGAUCAGGUAAACGGAGUUAUCCGCAGUCAAAAUCAGUGUGCCAAGAACGGCUUAACAUUUUUUUUAGAAUAGUAACAAAACCACUACCAACCAAAACAAUAUAAAAUACCGUUAUCAUGAUUCAUAAUAAAUCUAAAACCUAUACAACAGAACAAGUAAAAGACGAAGUAGAAAAUUAAAAUAUCUCGCUUGUAGGGUCCGAGGAGAAGAGAAGUUAACAAACAGAGCCAGUUUGUAUGUGAAUGUUGUUUCCAAAUAGUUGCAGCAAGGGGGACGACAAUUUCGGGUGUGAGGUUAUGCCCAAAUCGUCGCCGGUGUCGAUUUGGGAUGGGCGACGAUUUGGGGUGUAACAUACCUUUCAUUGGCUGCAAGAAAUGCUUUACUGCAGUACAACAGUGCUUCACAAAUACGUCAUCUUUUUUUUUUUUAUUUUAGUGCACGAAGCUGCAAAUCAACUUAUGUAAACAAUGUGAAUAGUAGUACAUGUAAUGCUACGAGUUUGAUAAGAUCAGUCAUCACACUUUAGGAACGCAACAAGAUUAAUUAAUGGUGUGUUAGUGCCUGUACAACAGGUGUAUCGGAGGGGUUGGAGGAAAUGUACAUAGAAAGCAUAAAUUUUGGUUUUAUUUACCGAAGUCUCUGUGUAGUGUGAUACCAUAGUUUUAAUGUUUAUUAAUUGUAAAUUCAUGUCGAUACAGACAAUUGUAAAUUUAAAGAUAACGAGUUAUAAUGAUUAUGGCAUCGAGUUCUUGAACAUGUGACACAGGCAUGGAGUGUAUUAGUGACAGAUUUAAAAUGUUCAGGUCAUGUCUAUAUAACAUUGCGGGAAACACUCGCUGCCAGAAUGUACCACCAUGGCUGCUUUUGGUACGACACUGUUGUUGAUUGUCGCCCUUAGUACACACCUUGGUUAUAGUGAAGGAAGCGGAUGCAAUAUCCACAGCGGUAUUGACUACUAUUCGUGUACCAAGUAUGCCCAUGUCAAGUACUAUGUGAAUGUUCCAUGUGGGUUUUGGCACUGGCUCCGAUGUGCCAGAACAAGGUACACAUCCUCAGCACACAACUCCAUCUGUACACGGACAUGUAGAGUGAAUGGUGGUUGGAGUUCAUGGCAGGGGUGGUCUACGUGGGGGUCGUGUGAUAAGACCUGCGGACAAGGAAACAGAUUUAGAUAUAGUUUACGACAGUGUAAUAAUCCAACCCCGAAAAAUAAUGGCGCUUAUUGUUCUGGAUCCAACUCAAAAAAGGAUUUCCUGCCGUGUGAGACGGGAUCCAAACAGUGCCCAGUGGAUGGCAACUGGGGGGCGUGGCUGUCUUGGGGGAUGUGGGGGGCGUGUAGCACAAGCUGCGGAGAAGGAACACGCACAAAGACUAGAAAGCGCUACUGUAACAACCCAGCUCCCAAGUAUGACGGAAAGAAGUGCCAAGGGGAUCGAUUGCAUAAACAAAAGGAGAAGUGUGUUAUUGUGAAAUAUUGUCCAGUGAACGGUGGAUGGAGCAGUUACGGUCCCUGGAGUAGCUUUAGUAAUUGUACGAAGAUUUGUGGGGGUGGUGGGCAAACCCGAUAUAGAUACAGGGAAUGUAAUAGUCCCACACCACAACAUGGCGGACUGAUUUGUACUGGGACAGCCAUUUUAUCCCACACUGCACCAUGUAAUACUAGCUCUUGUCAAGUUGAUAGCAGUACUAACGCAACUGGAAACGGCACUUUGGAUACAGAUGGAAUGGGUUUCAAUAAUUCUUCAGUCCUUUUGAAUGAUACAAUCAUCCAGAAUAUAAACCAAACAGCCAGCGACCUUCCAACCGAACAAAGCAUUAACGAUACAAUCACCCAGAAUACAAACCAAACAGCCAGCGACCUUCCAACCGAACAAAGCAUUAACAGCACUACUCCUGGAACUCCAAACGAUUCGUGAAUGAAUGAAUCCGAAUAAACCUUAAUUAUAUGAAUA